AUGUUGUAAUAUGGGCUUGCAAUGCCAACACCAUGCCCUCCUAUAUAAAGAUGGGAUGAGUACGCUUCAUUGACAACAAAGCCAAAUUACUACUGGUCACGAGGCUAUUAUAUUCUUAACCCUAGAAAUGCAACAAAAAUAUCAUAAGUACGCUUCUCUAACCAAGUUAGAUGAUCAAGUUCUUCAAAACAAGACCUUGGUGUUUAAUGUAGAAGAGACACUAUUGAAAUCAUUUUCAAUGUUUUCUUACUUCAUGUUAGUAGCUUUUGAAGGUGGAGGGCCACUAAGAGCCCUAAUCUUGCUCUUUCUAUACCCAUUUAUGUGUAUCUUGAAAGAGGAAAUGAGGUUAAAAUCCAUGGUUUUUAUUUGCUUUUUUGGCAUCAAAAAGACAAAAUUUAGUAUUGGAACAACUGUUUUGCCAAAGUUCUUCUUGGAAAAUGUUGGUGAUGAAAGCUUUGAAGUGGUAAUGAGGUUUGGUAGAAAGGUGGGUGUGACUAAUUUACCGAGGAUUAUGGUUGAAGGAUUUCUCAAUGAUUACUUGGGUGUUGAAGACAUUGUUGGGAGAGAGAUUAACGUUGUAGGUGGAUAUUACACCGGGUUGCUUGAUGUAGUAGUAAAUGAUGAGCAAGAAACGACCUUUGCACAUAUAAUGUCUCAAAGUGAAAAAGUUGGAAUUUCUUGCAACAACAAAUGUUGCCAGACUCCUCAUGAUCCCUUCAACUAUUGCAAGGAUAUUUAUGUGGUGAGCAAGGAUGAUAAGGAGAGGUGGAACAAUCUUCCUAGAGACAAGUACCCCAAACCUUUGUUAUUUCAUGAUGGUAGGCUCGCAUUUAUGCCCACACCAAUAAACACCCUAGUUAUGUUUAUUUGGCUACCAUUUGGGUUUAUCCUAAGCAUCUCAAGAGUAUUCAUUACAAUUCUAUUACCUUACCAACUAUCCACGCCAAUCUUAGCCUUUAGUGGACUAAGAUAUCCUUCAUCAAUGCCUCUUUCUUCAAAACACAUCUAUAUGCAAAAUACUACUACUAGUAGCACAAAUAAAAAUUCCAAGGGCAUGAUAUAUGUAUGCAAUCACAAAACCGUACUCGACUCUAUCUACAUCUCAUACAUUUGUAGAAUGAAUAGCACUGUGCUUUCCUACGGCAUAAGCAAGUUGUCUGCAUUUCUAUGUCCGGUAUACACAAUUGCCUUAACAAGGAACAGGGAGAAAGAUGCCGCGAUUAUGCACAAGGUGUUGAGCCAAGGGAGAAAUAUUGUGAUUUGCCCAGAAGGGACAACAUGUAGGGAGCCUUAUUUACUAAGGUUUAGUCCCUUGUUUGCACAAAUUAGUGAUGACAUUAUACCGGUUGCAAUUCAACUUAACGUUAGCAUGUUCUAUGGGACAACGGCGAGUGGGAUUAAGGCGUUUGAUCCUUUCUGCUUGAUGAUGAACCCAUGGCCUUCCUACUAUGUGCAAUUCCUUGAGAAGUUGCCUAAGGCUUGGACUUGUGGGAGUGGUGGGAGGACUAAAUUUGAAGUGGCAAAUUAUGUUCAAGAUGUUAUUGGUAAGGCAUUAGGGUAUAAGUGUACUGCCUUGACAAGGAAGGACAAGUAUCUAAUGUUAGUGGGAAAUAGCGGAGUUGUCAAUUAGGGGUAUAGGGUGUUUAAUUGAUCCUUUACUGCAUUAGAUUUCGAAAAUAAUAGCUUGUCACGUAGGGUGUAAUUGUGCCAGAAGUAAAUUAAUAAUCGUUCUACCAUGUAGGGUGUAAUUGUGCCAGAAGUAAAUUAAUGAUCGUUCUACCAUGUAGGAUGUAUGUUAAGGUUCAUUUCGGCCAUGUAAGAAUUUAUAUAAUAUAAAUUAUAAAAAAGAAAAUGUAUUUUCUAAUAACUACGUAGAAUAUGGUAUUUGGGUAUUGUUGUAUUUAAAAUAUAGGGUAGCAAACUGUCAUAUUGUCUUCUUCAAGAUGAAACUCUUAGUAUAUAGUAUCUUUCGUGUGUAAUGAAACACC
Molecule: messenger RNA, 1988 nt
Organism: Beta vulgaris subsp. vulgaris (sugar beet)
Lineage: Eukaryota; Viridiplantae; Streptophyta; Magnoliopsida; Caryophyllales; Amaranthaceae
Product: probable glycerol-3-phosphate acyltransferase 2
Exons: 2
Coding region: 128-1630 (500 amino acids)
Biological process (GO): cutin biosynthetic process
Cellular component (GO): membrane
Molecular function (GO): glycerol-3-phosphate 2-O-acyltransferase activity; phosphatase activity
Source: RefSeq, a predicted model, not a curated record